CCUACAACACUGAAGGCCCAGUUCCUCGAGCAGUUCACAGACGACUGGUCUGAGCGCUGGACAGUGUCAGAGGCAACAAAGAAGACUCCCGUCGGCACAGAGACUUUCAGCUACGUUGGCAAGUGGGAAGUCGAAGUGCCCUCGCAGCUCGUCAUCGACGGCGACAAGGGUCUCGUAGCCAAGUCCAAGGCUGCUCACCACGCCAUCAGCGCACCCUUCGCCACACCCAUCGAGCUCGGCGAGAAGCCCCUUGUCGUACAGUACGAAGUCAAGUACCAAGACGGCGGUAACUGCGGUGGUGGUUACGUCAAGCUUCUUGAAGAUGGCUUCCAGACCAGCGGCAAGGAGUUUGACGACAAGACUCCGUGGACUAUCAUGUUCGGCCCUGACUUGACGUGCCCGGGCACCAAGGUACAUUUCAUUUUCCGUCACAAGAACCCCGUCACUGGCGAGUUCGAGGAGAAGCACCUUAAGAACCCACCCAAGCCAAAGAUUGAGAAGUUGACCAACCUUUACACGCUUAUUGUGAAUCCUGACAACACUUAUGAAGUCCUCGUCAACGGCGAGUCUCAGAGCUCAGGUAGUCUCCUCGAAGACUUCAAUCCGGCCAUUAACCCCGAGAAGGAGAUUGACGACCCGAAUGACAAGAAGCCUGAGGACUGGGUUGACCAGAAGAAGAUCUCCGACCCGGAUGCCAAGAAGCCAGAUGACUGGGAUGAGGACGCUCCGUAUGAGAUUGAGGAUGAGGAAGCCGAGAAGCCCGAGGGCUGGUUGGACGAUGAACCAGAAACUAUCCCCGACCCUGAUGCUGAGAAGCCUGAGGAAUGGGAUGACGAGGAAGACGGUGAAUGGAUCGCACCGACUAUCCGCAACCCGAAGUGCGAGGAGGCACCUGGCUGUGGAACUUGGAAGCGCCCGUACAAGCCGAACCCCAACUACAAGGGCAAGUGGUACGCACCCCUCAUUGACAACCCAGCAUACAUCGGCGAGUGGGCACCUCGCAAGAUCGCGAACCCCGACUUCUUCGAGGACCUGACCCCAGUCAAGAGCCUCGUCCACAUCGGCGGUAUCGGUAUCGAACUCUGGACAAUGACGCCCAACAUUCUCUUCGACAACAUCUUCAUCGGCCACUCUGUCGAGGACGCAAAGUCAUUCGCGAAAGAGACGUUCGACCUCAAGCACGAGCUUGAGGAAGAAGUGAACAAGAAGGCGAAGAAGGCCGACGAGGAGGAUGAGGAGCCUAUUAAUUUCAAGGAGGACCCAAUGGGCUUCAUUCGUCAGGCCAUUUUCACGUUUAUUGAUGAUGCGAAGGAAGACCCGGUCGCUGCGUUCAAGGCGCACCCGAAGACUGGUGGUUCGCUCAUCAUUUCUGCAUUCACGUUCAUUGGUAUGAUUCUAUCGCUUGGUGGUAUCAUUGGCGCACAACAGAAGCCCGUCACCAAGGUAUUCGCACCCGCAUCCGAGAAGAAGUCAGAGGAACCCGCACCCGUCGCACCCGCAGGCGGAAAGAAGGAAGAAGAGUCAUCCGCGAAGAAGCGUACAGGGAAGUAA
Fomitiporia mediterranea MF3/22 is the source of this 1551-nucleotide messenger RNA. RefSeq names its product Calreticulin-domain-containing protein. Gene Ontology annotation, molecular function: calcium ion binding. NCBI's taxonomy places the organism in Eukaryota, Fungi, Basidiomycota, Agaricomycetes, Hymenochaetales, Hymenochaetaceae. The record is from RefSeq and is a predicted model, not a curated record. The annotation marks the transcript as partial. Gene Ontology annotation, biological process: protein folding. Gene Ontology annotation, cellular component: endoplasmic reticulum membrane; endoplasmic reticulum. The transcript is spliced from 6 exons.